ACACACUGCCCUCUAGUGGCAGCAGGCCUUAAACACACUCGGGUUUACAUUUCCUUCCAUUUUGUUUGGCUUGAAAAAGUCAAGACGUGUUGCCUGACGGCAGGGCGUGAAAUAAACGUCCGAACUGGAGGAAGGUGGCUUUUUAAGAUCAACAAGUGAAAAGUUACAGACUGUAAGAGGAAAAGUGUGCUUACAGAAAAUAUGAACUAUGCUAGAUUUCUGACGGCGGUCAGCGCAGCCAGGAAGCCGUCGCCCAUCAGGAUGCUGACUGAGCUGCAGCAGCGUUCGCCUCCAUCGCUGAUCUCGCUGGCCGGGGGAGCGCCCAACCCUGACACGUUCCCCUUUGAGUCGGCGACCAUCCAGGUGAAAAACGGCCAAACGGUCUCCUUCGACAAGAUGGCUAUGAAAAGGGCGCUGCAGUACUCUGCCUCCAGCGGGAUCCCAGAGUUGCUGACGUGGAUGAAGAACCUGCAGAAGAACCUCCACAACCCACCGACGGCUGCCUACAGUCCAGAGAAUGGACAGAUGGAUGUGUGUGUGACCACAGGGAGCCAAGAAGGACUCUGUAAGGUGUUUGAAAUGCUAGUCAGCCCUGGAGACAACGUCCUGCUGGACUCACCCACCUACCCGGGAACACUGGCGGCGCUGCAGCCGCUGGGCUGCAACAUCAUCAACGUUUGCAGUGAUCAGCAUGGAAUGAUACCAGCAUCGCUGAAGGAGGUCUUAUCUCGCUGGGACCCGUCAGAUGUUCACAAACCCGGCAGCGGCGCUCCUAAGAUCCUCUACACCAUUCCCAACGGAGGGAACCCCACCGGCGCCUCCAUGACGGCUCAGAGAAAGAAGGAAAUCUAUGAGCUGGCAAAGAAGUACGACAUGCUCAUCAUCGAGGACGACCCCUACUACUUCCUGCAGUUUGACAAGCCAUGGGCACCAACCUUCCUCUCCAUGGAUGUAGACGGGCGUAUCAUCAGAACGGACUCCUUCUCCAAGAUCCUGUCUUCAGGCUUAAGGAUCGGUUUUGUAACGGGUCCCAAACCUCUGCUGGACCGGGUGGUGCUGCACAUUCAGGCGUCCACCAUGCACACGAGCACCUUCACACAGCUGAUGGUGUCACAGUUGUUGCACAGCUGGGGCCAAGAGGGCUUCCUUCACCACAUAGACGGGGUCAUCGACUUUUACGGAAAGCAACGUGAUGCUAUGAUUAGCUCCGCCCACAAGUGGCUGGCAGAUAUGGCUGAGUGGCACGUCCCCUCAGCUGGAAUGUUCUUGUGGAUCAAGCUGAAGGGAAUCCAAGACACCCGGCAGCUCAUCAUGGAGAAGGCCCUGGAGAAGGAGGUGCUGCUCGUUCCAGGAAGUGUGUUCAUGAUCGACAGCAGUGAACCAUGUCCUUACGUCAGAGCGGCCUUUUCGCUGUCCACUCCCCAACAGAUUGAUGAAGCCUUCAGACGCCUCGCCAGUCUCAUCAGAGAGGCUUCCUGACCCUGCUGCCUUCUCCAUUUUACAUGAAGAUUUUAUGGUGUUCAAUGUAACAUUCAUUAAAGUUAAUGCCAACGGUG
Molecule: messenger RNA, 1556 nt
Organism: Nerophis lumbriciformis (worm pipefish)
Lineage: Eukaryota; Metazoa; Chordata; Actinopteri; Syngnathiformes; Syngnathidae
Gene: aadat
Product: aminoadipate aminotransferase
Biological process (GO): biosynthetic process
Molecular function (GO): pyridoxal phosphate binding; L-kynurenine:2-oxoglutarate transaminase activity
Source: RefSeq, a predicted model, not a curated record